This is a messenger RNA of Spirodela intermedia, 37226 nucleotides long. Lineage: Eukaryota; Viridiplantae; Streptophyta; Magnoliopsida; Alismatales; Araceae. The record is from the annotation of a GenBank genome assembly.
AUGGAGCCAGAGCCCACAGAAGUUUUACGAGCCGCUUCUAGCGAGGUUUCCACGUCCUCCACGAAGCAGCGGAUUCAGAUCUUCAGUCAUACGCUGCCGGCCGCCUUGCGGAAUGCUGGUAACAUCCUGCGCUCCCUCUCGGGUUGACAUCGCCUCAGCAUAUCUGUCUCCAUCCUAGUGGUGCUCUGGUCGUUUCAGAUUUAUGUUCUUUAUCUUGGCAUUUACGGGCGAGUACUGGAGAUUUAUUGAAGGAAAAUUCACGAGUCGGGAUGAUUUUUUUUAGUUAUCUGGUCUCGUAGAUUCAGUAUGGACGAGCGAAUGGGGAAACAAUGCGCCUAUAUUCUUGGUCUCCACGGGGCGCAUGCUCAUGGCCACAAAUUUCUGUUGCUCUCAUGUAGUUGUCGAAGUAUCACAACUCAUUUCACGUUGGUACUGGAUUUUGUUGUUCCAUGAUAACACGGACGGCCUUUUGCGUUAUAUUCACACCCAUAAAAUGCCGCGAGUUCGAUGUCAAUGGCUCUAUAUCUUCUCGACAAUUCCCUCGUACAUCUCGAUUGGUCAGCUGAUUAAGCACAAACUCCUGUCAAUGGUUCUCUCCUGAGGAAGAUAAUAUUUUAAUUGCUUUUAUCCGUUUAUUUUAUCUACUCCACAAUAAGGAAUUCGGCCAGGCAGUAAUCAGUUACGAGUAAGGUACCUAAUGCAAUAAGACAUCCCUACUUCGUAGAAAUGAAAGGUUAUUGCUUCCUAGGAUUUCAAUGCGGAUAUCUUGGAAAUUCUGCAUUCUCAACAUCCUCAUAUGAUUUCAACGAACUCAAUUCUUGCUUCUGUACGCCCAUACCUAUAUAGCAGUUUCAGAGAAGUUAACUCAGAUCGUUCACGAAUACCUGACAGCUAUCUGAUCGGAAAUUAACCAUUGUUACCGGUCCCAUGUGAUUCAAAUGAACUCAGUCAUCCUUUUUGAACUCGUACAGCUGCAAAACAGUUUCAGAGAAGUUCAUCUUCAAACCAUUUGCAGAUUAUAGGUCCAUCACACACACCCUUGAAUUCUGACAAUGUUAAUUUUUAUGUCAGACUUAGUAUGUUUACGUAUGUUUUAUCAUUGAGUAUGGUAGACGAUUUUUCCCAGAUCGAAAUGGAGUUUUUUUGUCCGUUUUGCGCAUCUGACUGAAAUCGCCUUUCCUCUUUCACCCCCGUUCCCUUAUUCUUCAAUGCUUAGUUUGGCUUGUGGCGUUUGAAUUGGCAGCUAGCAUUUUCCUUUCGUGGUUAGGCUAUUUGGCUUGGGUAAGGCUGUAAGCGUACAAGGAUAUCGUCCAUAAUAGGACCACAAGCUCUCAUUCCCAGAACCGGUUGCUCCUCACAAAUUGGAUGCUUCAAGUAUUCUUAAAUCAUCCAGUGAGAACCACUGUCGAUGUUGCAACUCCUGUCUUCUUAUUUAAUUCCUGUGUAAGCAUCAAGUGAACUUCUGACUUUGUCAGCAGUCAGUAGUCAGCAGUCAGUAUCAAUCAGGGCGUAAUGUGCGGCUAUCUUUUCAAUAAUAUAUCUUAAAACGUUAGGCAUCUCACUAACUUGUGAUUGGAAACCAAUAUGAACUUGUGUUGUUGUUGCAGAAUGUAUGUUUCCCUCUUAGAAUCCAUCCUGUUUCGAUUUUGUUCUGUACUGGAAAAAUUAGGCCAUGAUGUCUGUUUGCAACUCAUGCCAUACUUAAUGAAUCUUAGUCAUGGACCAACCCCUAUCAAACUUUUAGUUCUAUACAAUCCAACUCUCUUUUUUCUGAGUUAUAAAUGUUGUUGGGCCAGAUCGACCAAUACCGUGGGGAUCAUGUUUAUAUCCCCACAGUAUGUCCUGCAUAAGAGUUAACAAACCAUAAUAGUCACUCCGGUUAAAUCGCUGCACAUUAUUAAUUUUGAAUAAUCUUAAUAGUUUAAUUGCUUUGGACAUUGUGUGUGGUUUUAGACAUUUGGCUCUCUAGUGAACACAUCUUGUACUAGGAAGUUCCACUCUUGCCUUAUCUGAAUAGGUUAUUAUCUUCUGUUAAUCCCUCAAAUCUCUCUUCGUAUUUUUCUACCCAGAAAAUGUGUCAGGGUUUGUAGAAUGGUUUGAUUCCAUUCCUGAGGAGCCAACUUGUCUGUCUUAGUGAAAUCGCAAGAAUUAGUAGUGUAUCGGAGACUGUGGUCAUCUGAAUCACAGAUUAGGGCGAUGCUCAAGUGUGCCGAUUGUUGAUUUUAUCACUUGAGUGAAGUCAAAUGUUGUGUGUAUGGAAAAUCCUACUUUAUUUUUCUCGGCUGUACAUGGUUUCGGUCCCUGCUGUCCAAUGCCAUAACUACAAGUAAAUCCUCACUUCAAGAAGAUACCUUCCAAUAUUUUCGAAAAAAAAUUCCCAUGAAGAACCCACCCUAUGUAGUUCUUUAGUGAUUUAGAAUCACGAUCUGGGCUAUUGCACUGUCAGUUUAGUCUGUUUCUAUGUCGUGGGUUGAUGGAUCAAACCCUGGAUUUUGUGAAUGGAUGAUAAUUUUACUGCUGAAAUUUGUAUCCAUGAAUUUCCAAUACUUGACUCAUGAUUCGUAUUUGUUUCACUGGUUCCCUACUAUUGGCUAAUGUGGAGACGAAUCUUUACCUAUUGAUGCGAAAGUUCAGGUAUCUAUGUCUGGCAUCAUUUAUUCAUUUGCUCUGUCUUUGCAGAAGUGUCAGCCGAUUUUGCUUCAUUACUGGUUGAUAUCAUUUUCAAGACAAUGCCGAUUUACGAUGAUAGACAAUCAAUCAAUGUUGUGGACAGUCUGAUUGUCGAGGUUCUUGUUGAAUCUCCCUUUAUGAAGAGCUUUGCAGCUGUUCUUGUUUUGUCGAUGGAAAAACAAGUAAAAACUUAUACUCCGGUUGGCAGCUAUAAGCUUCUCAAGUGGUCCUGCCUACUUUUAAGAUGCAGCCAAUUUACUUCAGCAUCGAAAAAUGCUUUCUCAAGGCUUGCAACGGCACAGGCAUCCUUACUUCAGUUACUUUUACAAGGUUCUUUCCGUUUGCGUAGGGCUUGCAAGAAGUUACUAUUUGAUCUUUUCUCUAAGGUUAUUCCCAAUUCUAUUAGUUUUACAUUCCAUAUCUACAGUGCCUAUUGGAGGCCAAUUCUGUUUGGCUGUUACUUCCGUUUUUGUUGCCUGUGAAUUAUCUUCUUAAAUGCUUUUUGUAUGGUUGUUCUGGUCAGUCUCCAAAUAUUUACAAAAUGUACAUUGAGGAGAUAAAGGAUUCAAGAAUCUCGUACAAAGAUGGUGCAGGAUUGAUACAGAUUGUUCUCGAGUUUUCAACUAUGGCUGCUUCUUUCUUUGAGCAGUACAAGGUCAUUCCUAGCUACUAUAUUUCAGUUGAACCUCCCCUAUGGGUCGUCUGUUCAGGGUUUAUUCUUUUAUUUUGUACUGAUCACUUUUUCCUUUUGCAGCAAAUGUUUCUUGAAGUGUAUCUGAAAGCAGUUUUGAAUGCGAAGGAGAAGCCAUCACAGCUUCUUAUCAAUGCAUUUCAUCCUCUUUUCGAGCAUUUGGUGCAAGAGGACUUUAAAGAAGUCAUUUUACCUACAUCUUUGAAGAUGCUUAAGAGGAAUCCUGAGUUGGUGUUGGAGUCAGUUGUAGAUGUAGUCGGGACAACUAACCUUGAUUUAAGUAAAUAUGCCAUGGAGCUGCUUUCUGUUGUUUUACCACAAGUUCGCCAUGCUGAUGAAAAAAGGAGGUCUUGGGCAUUGACUGUUGUCGGGUGUUUAGCUCAGAAGUCUAGUGACCCAGAUAUUUUACCUUCCAUGUUCAAUACCAUCAAGGCUGUGAUUGGAGGUCGAUCUUUGCCUCCUUUUCCCGUAACAUCUGGAUUUUUAUAUUCGCUUUCAUUUUCAGGCUCUUUUAAAAUAUUGAAUUAAAAACAUAUUUCCUGCAAACAGGUUCUGAGGGGAAAUUAGCACUUCCUUACCAGAGAGUUGGAAUGUUUAAUUCAAUUCAAGAACUGUCGAAAGUGGCAAGUGUGAAACAGUUGAAUAGCUUGGCUUCCUCUAUAUCUGCCUUCCUGCUAUACUACUACAAAGACGAAGGUAAAAACAUUUAUGAUUCAAUUAUCAUUCUCUGACAUAAAAUCGUUUAGUGUAAAAGAUGCUAUUGUGAUUAUUUCAGGGAAUGAAGAGGUGAAAUUGAUCAUCUUAUCUGCAUUGGCCUCAUGGGCUGCGAAAGCUGCUGAGACUGUUCAACCAGAUGUUGUCUUAUUAUUUGCAGCAGGCUUGAAAGAAAAAGAAGCACUGAGAAGGGGGCAUUUACGGUGUUUACGCAUUGUAUGCAAGAACCCAGAUAUAUUGCCUCGAGUGAGGAGCUACAUUUAAUAAUCCCUUUUGGUAUCAUUAGGACUUUCCUUUUCCAAUUUGUUUCAGUAAGCAUAACUUCUCACGACUGAUUAUUCUUCAGUUGUCAAAUCUACUGGAGCUUCUUGUUCAGCUGGUAAAAACUGGUUUCACAAAAGUAGCGCAAAGAUUGGAUGGAAUUUAUGCGCUUUUUUCUUUGGCGAGGAUUUUCUCUAUGGAUGUCAGAGCAGGUAAACAUUUGAUUCAUGCUUUUAAUCACAUUUAUUUUCGUCCCUUGACAUGUGAUUCAUAUUGCCUGAUCUCCUUAAUCAGUUUGAAACUUCUCUUUCUCCGGCAGAGGAGCUUAUGAUGAAGGAAAAAAUCUGGUCGUUGAUAUCUCAAAAUGAAUCUCCAUUAUUGUCUCUUCCUAUGGUACGUGUCCACUGCUACCUUCUUAUAGUUUAACUAGGACAGUUCUUAUGGAAAUUCCAUCAAUCGGCCUACAGGUGUGGAGCUUUGCAUGAAAACUAGUAAGCGUCGGGAUUAGAUUUAGUCACUUUAUUGCCUCAUGAGAUCACUUGUAAAACAUAUGCAGGCCACGUUAGGCCACUUUACAAGUUUGAUUACUAAUAUAUAGUAUUGAUUAACUUAUUCUCUCAUCCUGCAGUUUAAGACGGUCAUUUUAAAGUUUCAUGAAUUUUUGUAAAUAAGAUUCUCUGUUGCCGUCAUACAUUAUGACAAGAGAAUGUCAACUUAUCCUGCACAUGAAAUCAUUUAACUUGUGAUACAUUAUGAUAAAAGGUAUCUACUUUAUAUUAAAAAAUUUAAUCCUCAGAAAUUAGACGGGAUAUAAUGUGCAUUGUUAACAAAAUAUCUAAUUUAUCUUAUAAGUUGAAGUUCCGAACGAGCUAGACAAGUGAUAAAAAAUGAUGCAGUACACUGUAAUAACGAAACAUCUAAUUUGUUGAUUAUCAUGUCUCUUUACAAAAAAUAAUUCCCGAUAGACUAUUUUAGUGCUGCAGUUAGUAAUGACCUGACAAUGUAUGAGCGAAAAGACAUGAUUGAAGGACGAGAAACGUUAAGUUUCAGAUUUCACUGGUUCAACGUGGGUUCUUUGUUAACCUUUCUCCUUCCUGAGGAUCUUUUACAAUGAGUGUAUUUCUUGAAGUAGUGAAGGUCAAAUAUUUUUGUCUGUGGAGUUGCCGUUUGCAAACUAAUGUCUCUGUCGUACUAUAAAACUCUAGCAACCAGAUGAUGAUCCAGGACACUUAUCAGAUGUGUAACUUAAAACCCCAUGCACAUGUUUCGGCUUACGGUAUUCGUGGUGGGUGAUUCUGUUUAUCCUACUAAGAAUACUGAUGGUUCAUAAUACGAAUUCCAGUUUCUCUAGUUUGUAUCUGUGGAUAUAGGAAACAUGGAUAAGACUCUAGUUUGUAUCCAUAUAUUUCUAUUUGUACCACUAGAAUGUGGUUCUCUGUUGAAGGUAUUUUGAAGUAGCUUGAGAUUGCUUAGUUCUUACUCAUUUGCAUUUUUCUCGUUUGGUGGUCUUGUAUCUAUUUUUUUCAGGCAAUGAAACUUGGGAAUGAAGAUUGUGUUGCAUGCGUGGAUCUUCUUGAGAUUCUGCUUGUUGAUCAUACACAUAGGUGUGCAUAAUGCCUUUUGUGCUUACGUAGGAGGCCUAGCUCUUAAGUCUUUGUUGAAUAUCAACUCUUUAAUGAUUACAUGUUGAUCUGCCACUCAGUCAAUCACUGUCUUCUGCAGAUUGGAUGCUUCAUCGGUCAAAUCAAUGUUACAGGUUAUUUUUCAAUUUUUAUGGGUUUAAGAGGAAUAUUUCCUUCUGAGAGUUACUUACACAUACUUUUUUUGUACAGAUAAUACUAUAUGUGAUUUGUCACCCGAGUUGGGAGGUUCGCAGGGUAGCUUACGAUGCAGCAUCAAGAAUCAUUUCGGGCUCUUCAUCUUCGACAGAACUUUUAUUAACAGAAUUUUUGGAUUUGCUUUCGGUGGUUGGGGAAGAGACCUUUACUCUAAAAGUCAGGUGUGUAUCAGCUACAAAAAAGUGUGGAAAUCUAGUUAUGUACACAGGUCACUGCUUUGCGGUGUGACUGCAUUGAUGUGUCCAUGUUGGAAAUUGCCUCAUUACUUUUUUGUUUUAAUGUUACCCUUAGAAUGUAAAACAAUGAUGUACACGUAUGGCAACUAAGUGCUUCCUUCUUUCUCCCAAAUAAAUGAAGCACUGAUUGAUUUUGGUGCAGUAGAUAUGUGCUUAUUUGUAUGUUUUUGCACUCACUCCUUGUCCUUUUCGGGAGUGUUCUGAGAUUUUUUGAUGCCCAACAAAUGCAACGGUCUAUGUGCACGCACAGUAACAUCAAGUUUUGAAUUGAAGUAUAUGUACGAAUAGUCAUGUGAGAUCCUCGAUUGUAACUGUGUAUGACGAACAUUGGUACAUGUGAGGCACAAUAUUUCUGCUUUUGUAUUCUGUUUUAAUCUUUCAGUCAUAUAUUGUCUUGGUUUUUUACUCAUUAUAUUGGUUCAUAUCUUUUAAUUUCUAUGUAGUUUAGUGUAGAAGCAUGCCGAUCUGUAGAUAUGAUGGUGUCAUGGUAGAUUGAGGGCUGGGGGCAGAGGGAGGUUUGGGAAGUUAAUCUGGAACCAUAAGCUGGGCCCUUGGUUUGUAAAAUAGAAAGCAUGCUCUACGGGAAGUGCCUAUUUUAAUUCGCAUUUAAAGUAAAAAAGUAAGGCCCAUGCUCUAUUUCCCUUCGUACUGAGUACCCUGAAGAUGAUUUAAUGUAAGUGUUUAAAGGGCACGUGCCCCACAUUCUUUGACAGUAAUCUGAAGCAUUCAUGGGUAAUUGUACUUGUAUAUGAAUCUGUUCUUUGUGGGCGUUGUGCAGAUAAUAUAUCUAUGCAUAAGAUAUGGAUAAAUAUAUCGUGACUGUUGUAAAGUAGGUUUUUUAAUCUUCUUUCUUCGUGGUGUGCCUUGUAUUUCGUUUAGCCUAUGAUGUGGUACUAUACUUGGGCUUGGAGACUGUAUUCCAUUUUUGUUGUUUUAGUGAACUUUUCUGGGAAUAUAAGACUUUUUGCGAAUUUUAAGUUUGGUUUUGUUGCCUUAUAUGAAUGUAAGACUUUCUGUUAGUAGAGAACUGCAUAGAUACCAGUGUAGACACUGUAUAUGUUCGUUUACGUGCAAAGUCAUUGAUUUUUAUUAUCAAUUAGCAUGUUAGAAAUAUUGCAUUGACUUCAGUCUAUAAACGUAAAUUGGGUUUUCCAGUGAUGCAGAAUAUCCUGUGGAUGCUCAAGUUCCGUUUCUUCCUCCCACUGUACUGUUAGUGAAAAGUAUGCUUCUGAUUGCACCAGCUGCUCUUUCCUGUGGCCCAUGGAAUUGUGCGAAGCUUAUUUUCUGCUCUCACCAUCCUUGCAUUAGUUUUAAUGGUCGAAGAGAUGCUGUAUGGAAGGUAAUUUUGUUCACAAUCAUCUGAAAGUGCUUUAUCCUGUUAUUUUUAUCAAUUUUUUACGUCCUUAUUUAUCACGGCGUAGAGGAUCAACUUUGAGCACCUUCAACUACAAUAUGGUGAUAAUUACUAUUUAUCAGGGUUACUUAAAUGCUACCUUCGCUUGUGCUGCUUGUUUCGUUGCCUUGCAUCUUUAGUAAAAGGGAGAUUUAAGAAUUCAGCCCACUUUAAUGCUGGACCAGGAAAGCCAAGUUAGUUAUAAAGUGGAGGUUUUAGAAGGCAUUGAGGCUCAUUUCAGUGAAAAAGAUUGGGUUCAUAUCUUUCGCGGUCAUGCUUCAUGUCUGUCUAAUGGAUAGCUCAGUACUAGAGUGUAUAACACCAAUAUUACUAUCUUGAUUCAGGAAAGUCCUUGGACCUUUUAGAUCUUAAAUGACUAAUAUUACACGGAUUAUCUUGCCCAUGUUCAGAAUUUUGAGCCAUGCUAUUGUUACCAAAUAUGAUUACAUUUCUGAGCCAAUUGAAUUUGUUUGUACUGAUGCGAUGACCCCCUCUUCCUCUCCAGCUUAUUCACGAAGCUAGAUAAUAACAAUACUAGCUCCUCCAUGCCCUGAGAAAUUUUGUUACUUCAAUCCUCGUCAUUCUUGUAGUAGCAUAUUUUCAUAGGGACGGAGCAUGGAAACUCAAUUUGAGUCCAUUCGGUACUAUAGUAUAGCUCGAGAAUGGAAAAACCGAGUUUGAUACUGUCAAUUCUGUUGCAACUUGGACUUGACAACUCUGUUGCGUCCCUGAAACAUUAGAUUCUGUUUAAGAGCCCUACUUGAUUGAUCUCGCUAAAUCCUCUGUGGGUCAAGGCUUGGUAACCUGAAAAGUCAAGAAAGAGUGUAUGUAGACUGACUUUAAGUCAACAAAUAAUACUUUCGUCCCAUAAUUUUCAGGUUUGUAAAGUAAGCCAAUCAUUUAUCUGGACCUAAGCUCCUCAUUUCCAUUUUGUUUGUACAUUUAUUUUGUGUUGUCGUUGCCAAUCAUUUGGCUAAAACUUUUCUUACUGUGUACUAAUGUAGAAAUUUGUAUCAGGUCGUUUGUCAAUUUCUAUUUCAUCUGUGUAUAAUUUCAAUUACCGAGGAUUGUAAUGUUGUAGUGUGUACCUUUCUAUCAGAGGUAAAAUGAAGAGUACGUUAUUGUCUACUUGCAGAGACUUCAAAGAAACUUGCAGAAACAUGGAUUUGACAUUAUCAAUAUCAUAUCUGAGCAUAUACCAAUAAUCUGCAAGGUAUGAGACACUGGAAAACUGAAAAUACACUGUGUGAUGGUACUCAUGGUAGGUUAUUCUUGAAAUUCUUUACUCGCAUUUGUUUGCUAAUAAUGACACAAGAAAGUUUUGUUCUGACUGGUAAGCAUGUGAUCACUUCUUUGUUUUAGUCACGAGUUGCAUGCAUAUUGUGAAUGUCUUGUGUUUAUGAAACCAAUAGCAAAUGCGCACCAUUCCUUCCUCCAACUGGGAAUUAUUGAGUACGCAUAUGUUUUACGAAGAUGAAGUUGGCUGUCAGCUAAAGUAGCAUUAAAUUUUUUACUUUUAAUUUUAUUCUGUUGUGCAUUGGUUUGUGAGUCCUCCUGGCCGCCUGUUGAAUUAAGAGGCUGACAUUUCUCAUGUGUGGGAUUAAUGAAGAAGGGGUUUGUUGUGAAUUGAAGUUAGCUUAAAAUUCAAUGCAAUUUUGUUCUCGUGUACUGCACAAAAUUGUGCAAUGUUCCAGUUCUAAAUGUUGAAGGAAAAUGGGUGAAAAUUCGGGGUUAUAGGUCUCAGAAAGGCAUUGCAUUUAGAAGGAGAGAAGCGCUAGUUUUUGGUACGGAUAUGUUGUUAUUGUCCCUUCCUCUCAGAAGGCUGUCUAGAAGAUUUGCUCAUUCUCUGAUCAGGUUCGUCAAAGUUAUCUAUGAGUCAGUUGAUCGUAAUAUAAUGAAUUUGCUAUUAGUAAAUGUAAUGUUUAAUGAAUGAAUGCUUCCUACAGGUAUGAUUGCAUCAAAAGCAUUUAGGUCUUUGACACUAUUUUGUUCAUUGUGUCACUUGUGAUUCACAUCUGAUAGGUCAGGAUAUCUUUUAGGAUAUCUUUUGGAGCAUGAAUGCCGUGUUCCUCUAAAUAUACCUGUUCUCUAAUAAAGCCAUCCAAAAAGUUUCCUGUAUGGGUUUAAGUUCUGGUACUUAUCUUUGAUGGCUUGAAUAGAAUGGACUUCUUUUUGGAUUUUAUCUUAAUUUAUUUUUAUUGCUUUCAGAUCAUAGCAUUUCAUAUAUCAUAUACUGAAACCACAGUUGAUCAGUUACUAGAUGGUAUUAUCUUAUUUUCACUACCAUUUUAAACACAUCAGUCUUGCCUAAUGAGUGCAUCAGAUUUUAGGACUUUUUAUCAGGCUGAGGAAGGUUUCUUGCCAUGGCUCAAAAAAUUGUGAACAAUUAUUCGCCAAUGGGAUUUUACCGAAACUUAGAUUGGUCGAUAUUUUUGGACAUGGUUCAACUAGUCUUUAAAGGCAGUAACUUAUAUGUAUGUAUAUAUAUAUAUAUAUAUAUAUAUAUAUAUAUAUAUAUACAUAUACAUAUACAUAUAUACCUUUGAAAGUGAAGCAAUCGGUGAAGACUAUAGCUUUUUGAUUUUAAUGAAAAUUUCAUAAGAUGUGGCGCAGCUUUUUUGUUCGUGGAUGUUAUAUGGCGGUUUCUUAGUGUGGAUACGAACGGGUAUUCUGCAGUUUUUGAACAAAAAAGCUUUUGAUAAUUAUGUUGUGCUAUUUCCUUCACUUGUUACACUUGACUUUACUUUGUCCCAAGUAAACUUCCUGGUCCAGGCCUAUCAUUUAAAACUACAUGAUGCAUCUCAGGAAUUAUUUGGUCCAAUGGGGUUAAUGAGUUCAAAUUCCUUGAAUCGAGAAACAGCAGUACGGGCUUUUGCAACUUUGAUGUCUGUGACCCCCAAUCACACCUUUAUGGAGUUUAAAAAGGUUGGGUUCAGAUCUUAUUCCACACCUGCAAAUUUAUAUUUAUUUCUAACACUGUCAUCAAUGGGUUCUUGCCUGCUUUAACAGCACAUAGAAAGGCUUCCAGACUGGUCUUUACACAAUGAACUAUCAGAAAACGACAUUAAGGUGAAGCAACCUACAGUAUCCUCUUCCUUUAGAUCAAUGAUCUUUCUGUUUCCUGUGUUUGUAAAGAGAUGCAGAUGAUUAUCUAUAAUAAGGAGACGAGGACAUUUGUGUCUUUUAAUUUAAUGACAUUAUGCUUUAUCUGUAACACCCGUUAUAACAGGGGUAUCUUUGUCAUACAAUCUUCUUAGGAUUUAGCCAUCUCUCCCUUUCUGUCUUCUCCCUUUUUUUUUUUUCCUGAUAGCAAUCCAUUUUCAUUCAUUAAGCUUCUCAAUGUCUAGUCAAUAGAGGUUUUUUGGAAAACAUACGAAGAUCUGAUGGUUUGUACUAGUCCCUGAUUGAAGGCUCAUUUUAUUUUAAUUGCUGUUUCACUUAGGUGUUACCCUUAAGUUUGCAUAAACACAAUUACAUGUUCCAAUUGAUGUGUAAAACUCUUUGCUGGGCUAGUUUCAAUUUGCUAGUAGCGUGAUAAAUUCAAAGCGCGCAUGGCAUUUUUGCACUCUCUUCUUUUUCCUUCCAGUGAAUUUCAUGAUCUUCAUUACGUCCUUUAUGCGGAAUGUGCAAUAUGAGAUCUUUAAUGGGUAUUGAUGUGUAUGGUAAGGUCUACAAGUAUGAAAUAUUGCUGGUCGUGGGAUAUCUGUUACUUUUUAGACUCUGGUAUUUUUAAUGAAAAAUGCACUCCAGCUCUGGCCGAGAAUUUAGUUGUUCAGCCACUUUUAUGGUUAAAGCAUUCGCAUAGGAGUAACUUGUUUCAGGAAAUGAGAAAAAUACUCAGUUCGAUAAUUUACGCAUCAUUAAUUGGCAUAAAGUACGAGCAUGAUCAUAGCUUCAUAUUCCUGUGAAUUUUCAGAGGAAAUACUUAGAUUUGUGUUUGUCCCUGGUAAUGAUGGAGAUGCUUUCUAACCGAGUGUGGGUAGGGGGCAACGUUUUGCCAGAUGGUAAUAUUGGUAUUGUCAUGAACUUGGACAAGCUUUCUGCUCGCGGUUCGGUCCUCAUGAAGGCCUUUGGCCUUUUGGACUGCCUCAUACUUUGAAGAGGAUGAGAAACUGUGCGAUUGCAAAGUAUAGAAAAGUGGGAUUAGUGGGAGAACUACUACUGUUUUGUAGUAGGUCAUUUGGAAGAGUCUUGUGUUACUUUCUUUGGUUUCUGUUGGAAAGUGUUGCUUGGUAUUUAAUAUGGGCGCCGUUAUCAAGACGUAAAUCGUAAUUGUUACUCUUAACUUUCUUGGCAAGGAAAAGGAAUCAAUGUAAUAGAAAAGUGAACAAAGACUGAAGAGCCUUGGCCUUUGUGUCUGCUCGAUACCUGGAAGAGGACGAGAACUAUUGUUACCAGGAUUAGUAGCAGCACUCAUGGGGUGUGUCAUAUGUCAUUUGAUGAGAACUUUAUGGAUUGGGGCUCAUAGUCGCUUACGCUAAGCUUCUUGUCAAGUUUUGCGUAGGUUUUAACAUGAAAGCAGUUGCCUUCAUGUAAUUGCUUAGGUGGAAUUAUUCACUAGGAUCUUCACAAAGUGAUCUGUUAAAUUUCAUCCGGAUGACCUGUUAAAUGUAGCAUUCAUGUUGAGACUCAGGAGUACAGUUUUUUCUCUCACGGUCACCCUUGCCUUCAAGUUUUUUGGUAGUCUCUGCAUUAACGUGGAGAAGCCGAUGGGUAGUUUUCCAUCCUUGUCAUGUUUUUUUUUUUCAACAAAUUAUACCUUGUUAAUAAGUAGGAAUAUUAUUGUAUCUCUACCUUUUUAAUGAGAUUUUAAUGGAUAUUGUUUCAGAUGUUGUGCUUAGCCAUUUUUUCUAUUGCACUUUAUUACCACACUUACCUACCAUUGAAAUGGUUUCUAUAUUCACGUCAUUCCAGAUUUUCCAUACACCAGAAGGAAUGUUAUCCAGCGAGCAGGGUGUUUAUGUUGCAGAGUCUGUGGCUACCAAGAAUGUUAGACUUGCGAAGGGACGUUUUAGGGUUUAUGGCGAUGAUGAUGAUUUCGUAAGUAUUGUUUUACCAUUUAAGGAUGUAUAGCUUUCAUGCACUACUUAAAAUUGCAUCUCUCUUUCCUAGGAUAAUUCGCCUAAUGUGCCAGCACAAAGGGAAGCAAACAAAAAAGAGGGCGUUGGUCCAGGGAAGAAAGAUACUACAAAAACAACAGCGAAGAUACAGAAAGGUAUAUACAUUUAAGUUAAUGUCAUCAUAUAAUGUUUUUAUUCGUGUCAUUAUAUAAUCAAUUUGCAUCGUUUAUCUUGUUUAUACAGACAAAAUUAAAACUGCAAAGGAAGAGGCGAGAGAAUUGCUACUGAAGGAAGAGGCCUCUGUACGUGACAAAGUUAUGGGCAUUCGGAGGAACCUGUCUGUGGUUUGCAGAGCUCUGGGCUUUAUGGCUGCUGGCAAUCCAGUUUAUGCGCAUGGACAACUACCUUUGCUCGUAAUUCUCAGAUCUCCUUGCAUUUUGCACUCAUCCAGUUUCUGACAUUGUACUGAGAUAUUGUGCAAUUCUACUUGUUCUUGAUAUUCAUUAUUAUCCUUAUAUCUCAAUUAAUUUUUUUCUUUGUUUAACCAAAUAUCAUUGCAGCAUACUUGAUAAAUUUUUCUGAUGCUAUCUGGCCUCAUUUUUAUGAAUUGCCUCUUACACUACUAGUUCCAUAAUUGUUUGAUCUUUCUCUUUAUUAUCCCUAGAAUUCUUUAUUUGAAUGAAGCUCUAAUAUUGAAAAGAGUGCCAGCUGAUGCCAACUUCAUAUUCCCUUCUCAAUGUACCUGUAAUGCGAAUGAGCAUGUGUAAGAAAUGAAAUUGACUACUCUCUGUGAGGUGCGAUUUGUUAACUAUUGAUCCGAGGGCAUCAUGCUCAUUGGUCUUUUCAUAGUCUUCUAGUUGAAGGAUGUAGCAAGGUCAAUGUUUGUCCCCCUAAAUUUCUUGUAGCAACUUUCGCUAAUGAGAAGAUCAAGGACGGUAAUUUGAAUGAAUUUGUACGUAGAUACAUUAAUUGAAUGUAAGCGUCGGAUAAAAGCAACUAGGAUGAAGAGUGUUAGAUCUUUAAGCUCCAUAUGAUCCUUGCUCACCUUUCUGUUAAUUGGGGACACUCAAAGCGCAGAACUUGCAUCUUCUGUCCUUCCCAACCGCCAAUAGUAACAAGUCGGGAGUCUUCAUAUCCACACCCAUUGUUUCUCUCAUCUGCGCCCACCCUCCUGACUACCCUCCCGCACAGUAAAACUCUCAUUCCUUCUCUUUUUUUACUCCCAUUCAGACCUACACAUCUUGUUAUUUUUUUUGCAUCUGUCGUGUUUACAAGAUUAGUAUAUUGUCCUGGUUGUUUUUUUCUUAGCUUGGUUAAAACUUUUUAGAAGUUGGGCACAUUUGACUGAUUUUGUCAUUAACUUCGAUAGAAAUUAGGAUGUCAAGUUUAUGGUCUGCCAAAAAUCUUGUCUUUCAUUAACGAUCUUCGCUAAAUUAUAGCAGGGCUUGAUUAAUUGCCUUAGACGCACAUCUUCCAAUUAUUACUAUUAUUUUUAAUCUCUUGUUGACUGGUGAUGCCUUUGUGAUAGGUAAAAUUAAUUGAUCCUUUGCUUCAUUCGCCAAUUAUAUGUGAUGCUGCAUUUGAGACUAUGUUGAAGCUUGUGAGGUGCUUGGCUCCUCCUCUUGGUGAUUGGGCCCCAGAGAUUGCUGCUGCUCUACGCAUAAUUUCAACACAAGAUGGACAUGUAGCAUGGGAUUCAAUUUCUAUGCCCAGACUCGGUGAAAGUGACUUGAAACCAUCUCUCUUUGAGAAAAUAAUCGCUGGUUUAUUGACCUCGUGUAGAAGUGGUCCUCUUCCAGCUGAUUCCUUUACAGUCAUAUUUCCGGUAAUAUAUCUAUUUAUGAACUCAUUCUGACGUACUGCCAUUUUCUGCGAGUAAGUUUCUUAACAUUAUUGCUAUGUUUUUGCUGUCAGAUCCUGGAGAAGAUUCUUUUGUCUUCCAAAAAGACCAGCCUUCAUGACAACGUGCUUCGAAUUCUUUCUUUACACCUGGAUCCCAUAUUGCCUCUUCCCAGGCUGAAGAUGCUAUCAGUUAUGUCUUGAUUCCUCUCACUUUCUUGGGUUCCUUCUCUUGAAAAAGUGAUAACGUUGCCUGUUUUGGCUUACAGGCGCUUUACCACGUUCUGAGUGUUGUCCCAGCAUACCAAGCGAAGGUCGGACCAAUGUUAAAUGAACUCUGUUUAGGUUUGCAAUCGAAUGGUUUAGGACAGGUAAAGCUUUCAAUUAUGCUUCUGUUAAAGAGACCCAGAUUUCUGGCUGUGACCUAAGUUUCAAGUAAAAGCCGUUUCCUAAAUUUUAAUCACAGGCUCUACAAGGGGUUUAUGCAAAAGAUGUGCACGUCAGACUUGCCUGCUUAAGUGCUGUGAAGUGCAUUCCCUGUGUUUCUGGCCGUUCCCUCGUGCAGAAUAUUGACGUUGCAACAGGCAUUUGGAUUUCUCUGCACGACCCUGAAAAGGUAUGUUAUCCCUCAGGUUGAUUCAUUUCUUGAUAAUUGCGUUAUCCAAAUGCGUUUCUUUUAUCAACUAUAGAAUUACCUUCUACAGAGAAAGGUUUUUUCUCCUUUUAAACAGUUUUAAUUUAUUUUUUUGAAUUUCUUUCUUCGGAAAAUUUAUGUUCUUAGACCUAUUAGUGGGCAUUGUAGUCUCAUUUGGAUUUGAACAUCUCCAGUGAAUAUAGUCGAUAUAAUAUUUUUAUUUUAUUUAUCACGAGCAUUAUAUAUUUUUAUUAAUACCUGUUUUUUAUUUCUUAGAGUAUGUUUAUUAUGUCAAUAUUUUUUAUUAUGGUAUUCUCAGUGUCUCGUGAUUUGUGAGAGAUCCAAUUAGUUGAUUCACUGUAAGUUUUGGUCGUCAUUAUACUUAAUAGGAUGUUUUAGGGUUUUAUGUGGCUAGAGAUAAAACCGUAAAUUAUAAUUUAUUGAGUAUUCAAAUGUCUUCUGGCAAGAUCAUGAUUAUUUGUACCUAUUACUGCAUUUGAAAAACUUUUUAUCUUUCAUGUUUUUUGAACGGUUCAUGGCUUAAAUAUUUUUUUGUGAUUAUCUAAGGUUUUGAAGUAAUAUGAUAUUACAUGAAAUGUUUUUCAAAUUUUAUUAUAUCCCAUGUAUUGAAAACUUUUAAAUGUGUUUUUUUAUCAUAUUUGUAAAUUUUGAAUUUUUGAGUACCUCUGGUACAGUUGUACGAAUGAAGAGGGCCCCUAAAAUUUUGUUAUGGUGUUUCUAUGAUUGUCAUCCUGGUGUAACCUGGGAUCAACUUACGAGUGUAUAGCGCUAACUGUGUAGCAUCUUGGUGACUAGUUACCUCUAAGGUUUUUGUUUUAGAAUUUACGGAACCUCUGAUGUUUUAACCAUUCCGAUUUGCGACUCUUCUGACUGAAUUUAUUCUAGGUUAGUCGUUCCCACGUAGGUAUUGUGUCAUGUAUAGAAUCACAUUUUAAUACAAAUUCGUACUUGGAUAUUCCCUCUCUGUUUUAGUUCGUGUUCAAGGACUUGCCAUUAAAUUGUGCGUCCCUGGAGAGGUGGCAUUAACAUGGCAGACUAUGUUGCUCUGUAGAAUUUUGAAAAGAUGUGUUGUGUAAUCCAUAUGGCAGAAAGCUUGGGGAACGAAACCCUACUGGUUGGGGAAACUGCUCGAAGGCAUAACUCUGCAUAGGAGCAAUAAGGUUUGUAUUGACGACAAAAAAGCAUCCAUGACUCGUGUGCGUGGAGACUUUUUAUGUAAACACAAGCCUUUGCCAAAUGACCAAACGACCUCAUAUAAGAUUACCUAUUCGAGGCAAUUUGGAAAGAAGAAAGUAAUUAGGGACUAUCCUUCGUCGCAUGCGGUUAACCAUCUGUAGCCCACGUCUAUAAUUUAUCAAGAGACUGAGCUGUACAAUCUCUUGUAUCACAGACUUAAUUGUCUCUUUUGUGGACGUGAGGGGCGCGCUUAAGAGAAGGGCGUGAGGCCAAAUAUUGAAAGUUAAAUAGCCUGAACAGAUAUCCCGUGUGCACCCAGCUGGAUUGUUUGAAAGAAAGAGCAAUAACCCCGCACGGCAGCCACUCCUGCAGUGGUCAUAGUUUACGGAUGAACCUCAGUAUGCUUCGCUGCCCCAACGCUGGUUCUUUAUUGAAACCCACCCUGAUAAUAAUAACAAAAAAUGAUGAACUGGGGUAAGAGUUGACACUUGUUUGCGCAAGCUAUCUACUAUAAUAGCUGUUUUUGACACAAAAAGUUAUAAUCAUUAAUUAUUAUCGAGCUUUUUUAUGUGUCCCUCUACUCAGACAUAAUGUUUAAUGGCGUCUAUCUCUUACUUCAUAGUUAUAAUGACUGUGUGGGGUGAGCGAUUCUGUACAAGACCUUCCAGAACUCUCAAUCAAAGUACUGAAUACUUUCUGCGUUCUGUUACAAAAGCCUUUUUCCUUUGUUAAAGUGAUAAUGAAAGGGGAGUGAGGCAAGUUGAUGAAUUGGACGUGAUAAUUUCAAGGAAAACAGCACUCAUAGUGAAUAGUGUUAUCAUUGGAUUGGACUAGCCAAGAAGUGCGCCGUUGUCUGGACUGUUUUUUUCACACUUAGUUCACAUAAUUAGGUACAACAGCGAAAAAUGGCCUGAACUGGGCUUGAAGAGAUCUAGCCACACAAGUUUUUCUCUGCCACCAGGCAGGAUCAGCCCACCCAUCCUGCAGUGGGAGCCCCAACAAGUAUCCGGAUCUCCUUGCAGAAUUUUUCUUGCGAUCUAAAGUUCAUUUGUGUGCAUUUUUUUAAUAUUUUCAGGUUGUUGCUGAAGCAGCAGAAGACAUAUGGGAUCGUUAUGGCUUUGAUUUUGGAACUGACUAUUCUGGUCUUUAUGUUGCACUUUCUCAUGCCAAUUACAAUGUACGCUUGGCUGCUGCAGAAGCAUUGGCUGCAGCUUUGGACGAGAACCCUAAUACUCUACAAGUUAAUAUCUCCUUUGUUGAAACAGUUUCGUAUUCCUUAUUUGUCUAGCUAUUCUGCAUUUUCUAACCAGCUGCUAGUUCUCCAGGAAACUCUUUCGACUUUGUUUUCUAUGUACAUUCAAUAUGUUGCCAGUGGGACAGAUAUAGCAGACGCUGGCUGGUUAGGAAGGCAGGGGAUUGCCAUGGCGUUACAUUCUGCUGCUGAUGUUUUAAGAACGAAAGAUCUUCCUGUUGUCAUAACGUUUUUAAUUUCACGUGCAUUGGUAAGAAUUCCAAUUUUCGUAAACAGAUGGUUUUUUAAUUUAACGAUUUAAUUUCGGAUAAAAAGAAUUUGUCUUUCAUACUACUUUGCUAAUGCACUCUUGAAUAUUGUCCUUGACUUAGUUUUAAUGUUUAUGGAGACAAUCGCUAUAGUUGAUCAUGUAGAAAGAUGAAAUGUGGCUGUUGACUCAUUUUUAACCUUUAAACCAUGUUCUUGGAACACUUCUAUAAAAUUGUGAGAUCAUCAUUGAGAUCUUACUGGAUUCUUGCUACUAAAUAAUCACAAAGUUAAUAUAAAUCGGUGACUGAAAUUCAUGCAAAUUUGCCUAUGCUCUUCUCUAGCUAUUGGCUAGAACUGUUGUUUUUUAGACUUUUUCCUUCAGUGUGGUUUUUUGAAUAGAAAGACAGCAGCUUACAACUUAGUGCAUCAUUUUAUAGGCGGAUCCUAAUAUCGACGUCCGUGGAAGGAUGAUCAACGCUGGUAUCGUGAUUAUUGAUAGACAUGGGAAAGAAAAUGUUUCACUGUUGUUUCCUAUUUUUGAGAACUAUCUGAAUAAAAAGGUAUGACCUUUCGAUCAGUCUUCUCUUUUCCUUGGUGACGUAAAAGCUAAGCCAGUGUCUCCAUUCAUCAAUGAGAAAUAGCAUUGGGGCAGGCGUCCUAUUCUUCUCCUGACUGUAUUGAUCAUUUAUCUCAUUCAUAGAUAUUAAGUGAAGAUUUUUGGAGUUCUAUCAUUUGAGCUUGUAUGUACUAUGCUAUCUUCAUUCAAUAGAAUUUUAAAUAUAUUUGAAAAAGGUAGUCUCUAAGCACCUCGCCUUUCUGUCUAGAUUAAAAGUGGUGGAACAUUGUUUUGAUUACCGUCAACCACUUCAUUUCAUCUGAAAUUGAUUUCUUUGGUGAAUGACAGGCUUCUAAUGAAGAAAAAUAUGACUUGAUACGGGAAGGCGUUGUUAUAUUCACUGGAGCUCUGGCCAAACACUUGGCAAAGGUAUGUGUGAAAUUUUCUCCUGUGCAUCUUUGCCAUCAUCUGUCGCUAAGAUUUUAUUUCGCUUUUUCUUUUUCUUUUUUUUAAUUUUUCUAAGCUUUUUGGGUAGGAUGAUGCCAAAGUCCAUGAUGUUGUGGAGAAGUUAUUGGAUGUCUUAAAUACUCCAUCUGAGGCUGUACAGAGGGCUGUUUCAGACUGUCUCUCUCCGUUGAUGGUUGCAGAGCAGGUAUGGUGUUCUCAUCAAGUAUUGUUCUUUCAAUGGUUUUGAAAGGAUGCUAUUUAAGUUAUGGUUGCGUUGUCACAUUAAAAAUUUCUGCUAGUCAGUAUUUAACCAAAAAAGUGAAUUUCUGCUGCUCUGUGGUUUUCUUUUGUUUUUGUGUCUUUGACAUGUGCUGAAUGGUGAUAAGAAAGAGGACCUUUGUGUAUAUUUGAGAGGUAAGUCAACGUACAAUACUCUGUAAAGGUGUUAGUCAUGCCGGAUGAAUGCCAUGUUUGAUAUGGGAGUUAGCAUGCUUGUGACUGAAUUUAUGAGAAAUCAGAAAAUGUCAACUUAAAUGAAGUCACGGCAGGAUUAUGGUCAUAGUUAGCAUCACUAGACAGGUGCUUUGCUUUCAAAACCAGAAUUAGAUCAUAAGUAUGGAAAUUUCCUCUUACUAGUGUAAUUGUUUAUGUUGUGCAAAGGGUAGACUAGAGUAGUGAAUAAGGAGGUAGGACUGGUGGGAAUUUGGAGACAAGUAUAACUAGCAAUGAAAGAUGUUUGAUAGCAAAUUAUGAAAGGUCCAGAAAGGAGUGACUAUGAUAUACCUUGAUCGUAUGGGUGGAAGCUUUCGGCUUACGAUAUUGGAGCAAACAGCCAACCGACUAUGUUCCUCUCUGAAGUUGUAAAGACCCCAAAUAUCAUAGAGGAUGAUAGGGAUCAAACAAGGACGAACCAACUGUCAGCUUCAUACUUUUCGACCCCUUAGAGAGAGAGCUAUUAGCAAAAUUUUCAUUCAAAAUAUAUUAUUUUUGGGCAUGAAGUUUAGCCUCCUAUUUAAAGGAGCAACAUGAGGCUUUUGAAGGGGCGUUCUUAACUCCCAAUUCUAAUGGGUUUGUGUUUCAGCCAUAAAUGCUCCUAAAAAGUAGUGAAACGGUUGGGAUAGUCUAAGCUCUUUGAUAAACCUUAGGUACUUCUAGAAACGGCCAUAAUAGUGAAAGAUAAACUUGGGCCUAAGGACCGACGAAAAUCAGACAAAAUAAAUCCUUAUUACAUUAUUCGCCAGGACUGGACUCCUUCGAGUGUAGCCAGGACUUGACGUUAUCAAUUUUUAUGCUUCAUCCUUAUGGUGCAUGUACUGACUUGAAAGUUGUUCUAUAGUGAGAUGUUAUUGGAACUCUCAUAGGUUUAUACUCGAGGCCACAUUUUUUUAUUUUGAUAUAUCUUUGGUGCAUUCUUCUGUAGAAUAAACAAGUUAUUUUUUUCUCAGGGUAGAUUUACAUUGUGUUUUUGGCAGCAUGGAAUCGGAUUAUUUUGAAGUCUAGUUCUUGUAUGAUGAUAUUCCUUCAAUCUUUGGCCUUGGAUUGGAUUACUCUAAAUGGGUGUCAAAUGCGCUAAUAUAUCUCACGCGAACUGAUGUCCGCCUAAUCAUUGGCCAAUACGAAAUCGAUAUUGAUUCCAACACUUAUUAUCUUCAUUAUCUUUUAUUCUAGAUUCUUAUGGUGUCAAAGGUUGAGACGUCGUGAAAAAUCCUGGUUCAACUAUUUAAUUGAUAAUAACCCACGAGAGGAAGAAAAUAGAGGGUGUUGGGACCGACAAGAGUAGGCCCUAUAGCUUGUGAUGGCAUCCAUCCUUGUCCGUGCUCCAGAUGCUACUUCAAUGGCUAAAAGACUGCCGGAAUGCGGCUCUAUGCACGUCUUGUGGGGUAGAGGAUGUAUAAUGGAUCACUCAAAAUGUAUAGUUGGGUAAAGGAAGGUGAACCCCGCCUAAGCUCCAAUCCCGGAAGCCCUUUAGCCGAGCUCUCCUGGGGUAUAGGUAGAGAUCCAUUGGAUUCCAAGGGCAACAUAAUUAUACAAGUGGUGAGAACGUUGUUCUGCUGAUUCUCCUCCUCAUUUGAGGUGGCUACUUGUGGAAUCAAUAGUAGAUCAUAUCUCCUUAUAUGAUUCCCCAAUGGCAGGUGGAGGGGACAGUGCAUUUGAUAGUGUCCUAUCAUUUGGGGAGGGGACAGAGCAUGUGCUUUCGCCUUCUACUUUGAAGAUGGCUUCUGUUAACGCUUUGGGGAUUGUUGAUGGGGCGCUUAUUCAUAGGCUUUCAGUUCUUGGACCCCUUCCAUUGGCUGGCGGUGGUUUGGAUGUCACGAGGAGAUUCUUUAAUGGGCAUCAUAAUUGUCUUCCUAGGGGAUUAUUUCUAAGGUGAAAGUGGGACACACUCAGAGUAAGAGCUCUCCAAGCAGUCCACAGAACCAUCACGUGUCGUAGGUGGACGUGGCUGUUCUGUAGAAUGUAAAGAGCCUAACUGGAUGAGAUUAAGAUGAUCUAACCUAAUGACCCAUGGGUCAAGGUCAGGAUGAAUGUCUGAAUCAGGAUAACAAUCGUGGAGUACUCUACAACUCAUAUUAAUAUUAUCAAAUGGAUCAGAGGACCUAUGGUUAGAGCUGGGCGAUUUAGGUUAGCUAUUUCCCGGAAAAACUUUUGUUGCACUCUAGGCAUAUUACAUGUGCCUCACACACCUUAAUUUGAUUUGGACAGGUGGUGUCUGAUCUGGACAAAUUAUAGGGAUUUUGGGGGAGGAGGUGGCUUGGAGUCCCAAGAAGAAGAUAAACAGUCGUGAAGAGGUUGUCUCUCAGACGUCAGAUCCAGCAGAAAAAAUCCCAAACAAUGUGCUUGCUGUAGCCUGAUGACUCUGUAGUGGCCCAGUAUCUGGGGAAGGCAUGAUUCCAGGUUCCUCUAGCCUGAUGCAUUUUCGGCUAUAACUAACCGAGAUUGAAGGGCUGAAGGUGAAUUCACUCUACCACCACCUAGUAGGAAAUUCACCAGUUACUCUCACCCAAUCGUGGAGAUUUGUGACGAGAAAUGGAUUCUGAUUUUCCCCAGGCUGAGGGUGUAAGACUUAUGAUUAAUUGUUGUUUAUUGCUAGGUCUGUUCCUUUGGCGUCGGGCCACGGAACAUGAUAUCAGAGAAGUCAUGUACGAUUUUUUUUGUUAAUUGACGCUUUGGUCUUUUUUGUUGGUGCAUAGUUUUAGUUUAGCAACGGUGGAGCCCAUCCUUAAGUGAGGUAUCUGUGCAUAGUUUUUGUCUAGGAAUUUGUGGGAUCAUUUCUUAGAUGAGAUACUGUGCAUCUUUUGUCCAGUAGUCUGUCCAGUAGUCAUGUAGUUCAUGCCGAUGACAUUGAGAAUGUUUCAUAGUUUGUUUAUCAUUACUGCAUUCCAUUGGUUGCUGAUUAUUUGUUUCUGCCAUUAUGUCCAUUAUCAUUAUAACAUGCUCAAGGCUAGUUUCAUUUUAUUCCCUGGUAUAUCAGCAAUUCCUUGUGCUUACUGUAAUGUUUAGGUCUUUGAGAAGCUGUUCAUACGUGUUUUUUCCACGUGAAUCAGAUGGUCUUUCCCAGUUUGUCGUGAAGAUGUGUGCAUUUGAGAACUAAUGUAAUCACCUUUCUUACAAUGAAGCAGGGUAAUGGCAAAGAAAUUGUUUCCCGCCUAUUAAACAGGCUAAUGAAAAGCGACAAGUACGGUGAGAGGCGUGGUGCAGCAUUUGGACUUGCAGGGGUUAUCAAGGGCUUUGGAAUUCGUUGCCUUAAGACGUAUGGGAUUAUGACUGUUCUUCAAGAAGGUUUGGAGGACAGGUAUAUCGUUUCUAUUAUCUAAAAUGUUACGUUUUACUUUAAGCUUUGACAUUUUCAUUGUUGUGACACUAUGGAUCAAGUAUCUUACUGGGAAUGUAGUUAUGAGACGAUAAUAUUCAUUGAAGAUUUCUUAUAUUGGAAUAAUCUUGUAUUUUUUAUAGGAGUUCUGCUAAAUCACGUGAAGGAGCUCUACUAGGUUUUGAGUGCCUUUGCGAGAAGCUUGGAAGAUUGUUUGAACCGUAUGUAUUAAUAUGUUCUUAUUAAUCUCUCCUUAAUGCCUCCUGAUUGCCUUUGCUUUUUCUCCAUGCAUUCCAGGUAUGUUAUUCAAUAUUUGCCUUUGCUGUUGGUAUCUUUCUCCGACCAAGUUGCGGCUGUGCGUGAAGCUGCUGAAUGUGCUGCUCGUGCAAUUAUGUCGCAGCUUAGUGGACAUGGAGUGAAGCUCAUUCUUCCUUCUCUUCUGAAGGUUUUUGUUUCGACAACUUAUUCAUCUUUAUAUAUAACUCUAUUUUGUUUCAAUUGCUCGGCCAUUAUUGCAUUUUAUUUUUUGUUAAUAUCCGAUGCACGUGUCAUUUUGGUUAUUUGAAUGUCAUAACAUCCAUUUGCUUUCUUGAAGAUUUCAUUACCACUUUUUUGCCCCUCAGAUUCAUCUAUUCUCAUUAAAGUUGGCUUUGAGCAUUGUUGCACAAUCUCUCUGUCUCUGUCUCUCAUACAUACACGCACACAUUAGUUUCUUAGUGGCAACACAGUUGGGUAAGACAAGGUAUAUUUCUAAAUAAUCUUUGCUGGUAUCUUAGUGGAUAAAAUCUAUUUUCUAGACUCCAAUCAAUCUUUCGAAGUACGCCCUUAUCUGAAUUUUAUUUGGGAAUAUCUUGCAUUUUUUUCCUUAUUCAUCAGAAAAGUCAGUUUGAAAUCAAUAUUAUCAAAUUAUGUUUUCAAGAACGUUCAUGGAAUAUAAGUCGAUGGAUAAGGUGAAACGUCACCAGUUAUUUUUUCAAAUGCUUUUGUCUCUCCGUUGCACUAAUAGUGAAUGCAUAAACAAUUAUGAGUGAUUUUAUCCGAUUGGUUUAUGCUUUGAUAUCAUAUUGUAGAUGGCUUAUAUAAGUGGCCUCAGACAAACACGAGGUUUUAAUCCCGAGGACUAAAAGCUAGAUUCGAACAUAUCGUUGGUAGGUGGCUGACUUUUCUUGUCGAUUCAUGUUUGCUGUUGGAUCGAGUAGUGCGAAAUGAAACAGACUAGAUUGUCUGUUGCAUUGUCAUCUCCUUUUCCAGUAUGUUGAUACUAUGAUUCCGUAUUGUUGCAAACUGCUAAAAAUCGAAGCCCCAUUGGGUUCAAUCAGUCCAUCUCGCCUUAGUGGUAUGAGAGACUGAUAGAGAACCAGUCCCUUGCUUUUCGUAGAUUAAUGGUCUUCAAACUUUUUCACUAUGUCCUUCGUCUUGUAAGAGGUGAGACUGUUGAAUAAGAGAAGAAAGAUUUGGAAAAAUAUGGACAGAAGAAGAGGAUAUGCUGCCUACCAUAGGUUUAUUCAAGGAAAGAAGAUACGAAAAUAGGUCGAUUUGGUAUCAACCCUCAAUUCGAAUCAGCAAAAAAUGAUAUAAAAGUGCAGAACCAGACCUAGGUCAUCCCCAACCUGCCGCCAUUAUCGUGCCAGUUGUGUCUGUUAGUUUUUCUUCUCCUCCCGCACGAACCUCCUAAUAACAUGUGCAAUGUAUUGUUUCAAAGUUGUUAUCUUUUACCCCCAAAAUAGUCCUUUCCCUUAUAUCGGGUGAUUUGGCUGAUCGGAUCAUUAUAUAGAGCAGGGCAAAGAUUUGAUCCAAUUUGGUGCACUAUGCACUAGGUUGGUCGACAUCGUUAAUCCUGUGUGGAUGAAGACCCAGAUGUUUCAUAACUAGGUAUAGAUUGCAUCGAUUUGUUAAGUUGCCAAACCCUGAUCUUGAUAUAUAUUGUUCCUAGUCUUGGAAUGUAAUUCCUCGCUCCUUAUUAUGCUGCGGUACUAUAGGACUAUUAAAUAACGAAAAUACGCUCUUGAUACAUCAUGUUUUUAAAGAUCAAUAGGAAAGAAACCAAUUUUAAUUCGUCCAUACAUCAUGAAGAUUGUUUAAAUAUUUGAAAUUUUUCAUUGAAACCAUCAUGCCUGUGAGUGGCAUGGCUUACUGCAUCGACCUGACUAGCCUUUUCUAAAAUUUCACUGUACUAAGGUUAACUAAUUGUUUUAAGUGUCAAGGAUCCAUGUUCAUUUAAUGGUAACUUUUGUUCGAGUAACAAAUUGUUGAGUCUUCCCCCAAUGAAAUAGUUUUCUUUUACUGAAGAAUGACUGGGGAGGGAAGAUGACUGUAGAAGUACAAAAGCUCAAAAUCUGUACCCAAAUUGUUGAAGUCUCUGGUGUUAAUCGCAGUCUCUUGCAGUCUGGGGGUGAGGUUCUAAUCCUCUAAACUUUAGAGGCUGUGGUCUGAAAAGGGGGAAAGGUAGCGUUAGAAAGUGCCUCCUUGGAAAUGCUAUGGCCAUCUUUUAGAUACGAAGAGGAAGUGUGAUAAAAAAUUAAUGGGGCCAUAUAAAAAUUUCUUGAAUGUAGCUGCUCGAAAUGGCAUUGAUUUAUUUUUUUUCAUUUACACAGGGCCUGGAAGAUAAAGCUUGGAGAACUAAGCAAAGUAGCGUGCAGCUUCUCGGUGCUAUGGCUUUUUGUGCACCUCAGCAGUUGUCCCAAUGCCUUCCUAAAAUUGUGCCCAAGCUUACAGAGGUUUCCAAUUUAUCAUGGGGACCUUGCUUGUCAGAUUCAUUUGCCUAAUAGCUUGCUUAUGAAAUUUUUGUGUUCCAGGUGUUGACAGAUACACAUCCCAAGGUUCAGUCAGCGGGACAAAUGGCUCUUCAGCAGGUUUUGUCUCUCUUUUUUUUACAUGUGUUCGUGUCGUAUUGCGGCUGGUAAUGAUAAUAUCUAUUAUUCUUUACAGGUUGGAAAUGUCAUAAAAAAUCCAGAGAUAGCUGCCCUUGUCCCAACAUUAUUGAUGGGUCUCACUGAUCCCAAUGAACACACUAAGCACUCACUCGAUAUUCUUCUUCAAGUAUGAAUAUUUGUUAGUAAUGAAUGUCUAUUGCCUUUUUCAUUGGAUUUGUUUUUUGAUGGUGCUUUCUUCUGCAGACGACUUUUAUCAAUUCUGUUGAUGCUCCGUCAUUGGCGUUAUUGGUGCCAAUUGUGCACAGAGGCUUGCGAGAGAGGAGUGUUGACACUAAAAAGAAAGCAGCUCAGAUAACGGGAAACAUGUGUUCAUUAGUUACUGAACCUAAGGAUAUGAUUCCUUACAUAAGCUUGCUACUUCCAGAAGUUAAAAAGGUUUUCCUGUCUCCUCCCAUUCAACCUUAUAUCAUUUUAAACAACAGUGGUUGGCCAAUAGCUUUCCUAUCUAAUAUUUUUUUGUCAUUACUAAUGACUGGGACAGGUUCUGGUGGAUCCUAUACCGGAAGUUCGAUCAGUUGCAGCCAGGGCCAUCGGCUCUCUUAUAAGGGGUAUGGGAGAGGAAAAUUUUCCGGAUCUUGUAUCGUGGUUACUAGACACUCUAAAGUCUGACAGUAGUAACGUUGAACGAUCUGGAGCUGCUCAGGGUUUGAGUGAGGUGUGUUAUGCAUUAAGUUUUCACAUUAUUUCCCAGAUAGGUUUAUGUUAAUGGCAUUCUUUCUCUUUUAAUCUUUGCUCAUGUUUACUUUGUUGAAUCGUUGCUGCUAAUUUUGUUUCUGUUUUAUUUCAUGUUUUUGGUUCUUUAAAAGCACUUCAUCUUUUCUUCGUUAAACAUACAACAAUCUUUUGCUGGUGUUUGAGCUGAACAUUUUGGACAAUUAGGUGCAAAUGACUUCUUAUCAUUCUCUAAUUUCUUAUUCAAACUUUCUGUACGGUUCGUAUUUUGGUGGUCAUUUUGGCCACUCUUUUUCUUCACUCUGGUUUAAAACCGAAAUGCAAUACUUUUUUCCUUUUUAAUCAGGCAUUUUACAUCUUCAUUAACUUCUCCAUAUUUCAGGUUUUGGCGGCCCUUGGCGAGGAUUAUUUUGAAAGACUUCUUCCCGAUAUUAUCCGAAAUUGUUCCCACCAAAAGGCUUCAGUCCGUGAUGGAUACCUAACACUUUUUAAGGUCAGAUAAUCCAUCUAAGUUGCAUUCUGAUUUCUCAAUUUUUUGAAUCACGUUUUAACGGAAUUAUGUGUUCAGUAUCUUCCAAGAUCAUUAGGAGCCACAUUUCAGAAUUACUUGCAGCAGGUUCUACCUGCUAUACUGGAUGGUAAGUUUAUUCUCUUUAUUCUCUCUAUUUCAUGUAUUAGUUCCGUCCAGUUUUAAUUUUAAUUCUUUCCAGGGCUUGCUGAUGAGAAUGAAUCUGUACGUGAUGCUGCACUUAGUGCUGGUCAUGUCUUUGUGGAGCAUUAUGCAAGAACGUAAGAUACUUUCUCUGUGAGAUUUUCUUCUUCAACCUUACUACUCGGCUGAUUGUUUUUUGGUAUCUGUUAUUUUAAUAUCCAAUCAGGUCUUUGCCGCUGCUUCUUCCAGCUAUAGAGGAUGGAAUUUUCAAUGACAACUGGCGUAUUCGGCAAAGCUCUGUUGAGCUUUUGGGUGAUCUUCUUUUCAAGGUUCACGAAUUUCUCAUUGACUCAAAGCUGUACUGUCCCUUUUAGAGAUUCUUGCUUCAAUUCUCCUGGUUAUGUCUCUGUAGGUCGCUGGAACUUCUGGUAAAGCAAUUCUUGAGGGUGGCAGUGAUGAUGAAGGUUCAAGUACUGAAGCUCACGGACGAGCUAUUAUUGAAGUACUUGGUAGGAAUAAGCGUAAUGAAGUUCUUGCUGCAGUUUAUAUGAUUCGAAGUGAUGUUAGUUUAUCAGUUCGGCAGGUAUAUAUGUAUCUUUUUCCCACACUGAAAUUGUUGUUCGCUUAGUUGAUUUUUUCCGAUUAUGAAGUCACUUACCAUCUUUUCUUGUCUACACCAUGUCAUCAGGCUGCAUUGCAUGUGUGGAAGACUAUUGUGGCAAACACACCGAAGACUCUAAAGGAAAUCAUGCCUGUUCUAAUGAACACUCUCAUUUCUUCUCUAGCUUCCUCGUCUUUGGAGCGUCGACAGGUUUUUAUUAUUAUUUUUAAAUUAGUGAUCAAUUACUAUGCAUAGGCAUGGCCAUUGUGAUGUGAAAUUUUAAUUUCUCCUUUUUUAUGUUCUCUUUUAGGUUGCUGGAAGGUCACUUGGAGAACUUGUUAGAAAGCUCGGAGAAAGAGUUUUGCCUUCGAUUAUCCCUAUUUUGUCACGAGGCCUGAAAGACUCUGAUGCUGGUAGAAGACAGGUGACUGCAUCUUUAUUUUGAUCUCAUUUGGUUAUUGCUCAAAUAUCACCAUAAAAAAACCAUAUCUUUAUCCCUCUUGCGUUAACUUUGGAUAAAUACUUAUUCCCCUUUUUUUCUCCCAUUUUCUAUAACCGAGAUGUCUCAUUUAUAGCUUUAGUAUUUGUUGUACAUGUAGAUCGCUGUUUUCUCAUGAGAUUCCUCAUUAAUCAAGUUUCCGUUUAUCUAGAUUUUCAUCAGUUUAGAAUGGGGCUCAGAACAUUGUCCUUUGUGUUGUUUGCCUCUUUAUGUAAUUCGAACUACUGCAAAAGGGCCUAUUUAAUAAUGAAAAGAGUUAGCUGCCCGGCCCAUAACUCAUGUUUGUCUGAGGACGGGGAAACGAAUCUCUGGAGCUGAAAUUGUUUUUAAUAUUGGUUUCCCCUCGAUAAGCUCACUUGUUAUACAAGAUCCGAGCACACAGUUGGCAGAUCUUGUUGUUCCUUGUAUGAGUAAUCUGUUCUGCAUCUUUUUUAUAAUGAGAUGGCCCAAAAAAUGACUGUUGAGUGUCAUUUAUUGUUCCAUUUGAAAUAUGUAUUAAUCCUUGAGAUGUGAACAAGUCUGGUACCAGGCCUCGCAGGGCUUGUGGUUGGCCGGGCCUGACCUGUGUUCUUUGUGCGCUGAGAUUCCUAAUUCGCGGAUUUGUUUUGGCUCAGUGGCACCCUUAAUGAAUCCACGAAAAGCGGCUUGGAAACUGUCAGAUAUUGCCUUUGAGGUUUUUUGUGUUUUGCACUGAGUCAAAGAAAUGACAGACGGGGAACAAAGUUUAUGAAAUGCCUUUUCUUUUUUCUAUCUGCAUGUGCUUAUAGAUAUUUUCUGUAUGGUCAUUUCAUUGUUCUUCAUGACCGUACGUAUUGCGUAUUAAGAAACGUGGUGUUUUUAGUGCAGUAGGCUCAUUGAUUUUCAUUUACUGCAGGGUGUUUGCAUUGGACUUAGUGAGGUCAUGGCCAGUGCUGGUAAACACCAGCUGUUGGGUUUCAUGAGUGAACUGAUACCUACCAUUCGGGUGGCUCUAUGCGAUAGGUUUGCUACUAUUUUCAUUGGUCUGGCAACUCUAUGCUAUAGGUUCUCUUGAUCCUUGGAAGGAUGAGACAAUUUCUACUCUUUUCUUUCAACAGCGUGCCUGAGGUUCGCGAAUCUGCUGGUUUAGCUUUCAGCACCCUAUAUAAGGUAUUCUCUCGAGCUCUAAACUUAUUUUGGAGGAUUUAUCUAGUGAAGGUAUUACCUUUUUACUGUUAAAUAAAAUUUUCAGAGUGCUGGCUUGCAAGCAAUUGAUGAAAUAGUUCCCACUCUGCUCCAUGCUUUAGAAGAUGAUGAGACCUCUCAUACAGCUCUUGACGGCCUCAAGCAAAUUCUGAGGUCUCUACCCUUACAAAUGCAAUUAUCAAUAACUCAUGUACUUUAAGCUUUAUAUUGUUUCCUAUGGUUAGAUUUAUCAAUUGUAGGCCCAUGCAGCUUUUCAUAAUCUGUUUCGCAGAAAAUGUUGCUUGUAAAUUGUCUAUCAAAUAGGUUGCAUAUGGAACGCUGUCAAUGUUACUUUGAAUUCGCUUAUAUUUUUUUGUUUUCUUUUUUAAGUUAUUCUUUCCACCUUAAUUGCUUAAGUUUUUCUCUUCAUCACUUCUUCAGUGUGAGGACCGCUGCUGUCUUGCCACAUAUUUUGCCAAAGCUUGUCAAUUCCCCACUUUCGUGAGUAUAUAUCCCUUUCACUACUAGGAAAACUAGGUUCAAAAUCUGUGCUUGUCCUUAUGGAGAUCUCUGCACAGUGCUUUCAACGCCCAUGCUUUAGGAGCCUUGGCAGAGGUUGCGGGACCUGCUCUCAAUUUUCACCUUGGAACAAUGCUUCCACCCCUAGUUAUUGCUAUGGGCGAUGAUGAUAAGGUUUGUCUGUUUUGCAGUACUAUAAUUGCGUUGUGUUCUUCAUAGUGAUUAUGUGGACAAUGUUGUGUUUCCUUAUUUCUGUUGCCAGCGAUCAGUGUAGUAACUUACCUCGUGAGGAUAUGUUUUGCUGCUUUGAUGUUAUGGCGAUAACAAAUUAGUUACGCUGAAACAAGGGUAACUUUAAGUUUUUGUAUUUUGAUCGUAUCCACUUUCUGGGAUAGAAAUUCCAUAAACAAAGCGCCUGUAAAGCUUACAUGUUAGAGAAUCUUUCCAUCAAUAUCUUUGCUAUUAAAUUCAAAAGCUUUUUGGAUCUUACACGUUAUUCUGUUUAAUUUGUUGAUAAAAAAUUCUUUUUCUGAAUCCUAGAAUGUGCAACAUUUGGCAAAGAAGGCUGCUGAAACUGUUGUGCUAGUUAUAGAUGAAGAGGGUAUUUCUUCGCUGAUGUCAGAAUUGCUCAAAGGUGUCUCUGAUAACCAGGUUUUGGUCCUCAAAGCUCCACCAGACUUGCAGAAACUUAUCUUCUUUGUAUGUUCAGAGGUUAACUUGCGCCAUCUCUCUUUGCAGCCUUUGAUGAGGAGAGGUUACGCCUAUCUUAUUGGACACUUCUUCAAGAAUAGCAAAUUAGAUUUGGUUGAUGAGGCUCCAAAUAUGAUCUCCACAUUGAUUCCUUUGUUGAGCGACAGUGAUCAAGCCACUAUUCUGGUACACUUGAAGAAGGUCAUUUCCUCCCAGUCAUUAUCCUUAUUUCGUCUUAACCUUGUAUCUCUUCGCAGGUUUCCUGGGAAGCUUUAGGAAGUGUUAUUGGUUCUGUUCCUAAAGAAGUUCUUCCUUCAUACAUUAAAGUGGUCCGAGAUGCUGUCUCUACAGCAAGAGACAAGGAGCGGAGGAAAAGAAAGGUAUUUCCGUUUGAUAAUUUCAGAGUUUUCCUUUGGCCCAACACACGGUAUUUUUUAUGCAUGUUUAUUGUGCUUAGAAAUUCCGUACCGUUUUUGGAAUAUAUUUUUUAUUUACUAUGUAUUAUGAAGGCUCUUGUUCUGGAAUUCCUUUUUACUUUGCCAAUGAAACUGCAGGGAGGACCUGUUCUAAUACCGGGAUUUUGUCUUCCAAAAGCUCUCCAGCCACUGCUUCCUAUAUUCCUUCAGGUGUGGAUUUGGUUCACUGUCAACGUGUUUGGAUCCUUACUUUUCAAAUGCUGCCUCUGUACAAUACAUUUUAUAAUUUUAUGGUUAAACAAAAGGAAAUAAGUUGCCAUUACGUAUCGUCAGAAUUUGUGGGCAUAUACAAAAUGACUAAUAAUUUUUCAUCCCAAUGGUCAUGCAAUUAUCAUUAUAUGUUGACAUGUGUUUGCUUCACUAUUCAAUUGCUCACAUGGAAUUGUCAAUUUGAUAAUGUUUUAUUUUCAUUGGUCUCACGGCAUAGUUUGCAUAGAUAACAGUAAGUACGUCCAUUUACAGUAACUCGGUCUUCUCAGCUCCUCAAACGUGAUUCUGGUGUUUAAAAUAUUGGUCUGACUUCCACUGGUUAUUGUGUUUUUCGAAAUGCCUAUGCUAAAAUCUUCACAGUUGAAUCAUCUAACCAUUGUUGGUGUAUAUUCGGAAGGGACGCCCAUUUUAUUGACUUGAUUCGCAUAUAAAUUGUCCCAACUAACUUGACAUGCGAGCGAAAUUGUUUUCACAAGUCAUAGCGAUCAUUAUUGGAAGAAGAAAAACAGUUCACCAGCAGUAACAAAGGCUUAAUUUCUGGGUGCCUUCACCAUGGACAAAUGAAAAUUUACCUGCUGCCUGAUGUCUGGUGUAUACAUGUUCUGAGCCAAAUUGAUUUAUAAAUAAGCUUUGCUGAUCUUCAAUCAGAUGAGUUUGCGUUUUCAGCUCAUAGAUUUCCUACUGAGUUUAACUCGAAGAAGAUCAAACCUGAACAAGGUUGAUACGGUUCAACAGAGAACUUGAUAUCUUUUACAUGAAAUAUAAAAAUAACAGAUAUAUAUAUAUACAUAUAUCUCAUUAAUCUCAAGCCUGGCUUGUUUAGCUAGCAUACUUCGUUCUUAAAACUGAGCCCCAACCAUAAACUAGCCGAAUCAAGCUGAGAUAACGCAUGACUACCUCGAGCUGAGUAGUGAGUUUUGUUUAUUUUGCUCAUUGAUGGUUGCAUGGCUGAUACAUGUUUCAAGACGUCUAAUAUUUGAAGAGCAAUUUUUAUUUUUUCUGCGUAGUCCAACUUAUUGUUCUGAAAUGUUCUUUUAAUAGUGGUUAGUUUGAGGAAGUUAUGACCACGAGAUGGGAGUGGUUAUUCGUCUGUCUGAAUAUCAGUAAUGACUGAUGUUUUAUGGUGAUGCGCGUUAUGUUUGUAGGGUAUAAUUAGUGGUUCAGCUGAAACUAGAGAACAAGCCGCACAAGGCCUGGGUGAGUUGAUUGAUGUGACCGGUGAACAGACGCUUAAGCAGUUUGUUGUUCCUAUCACUGGGUACGUGUUCUCCUAUUUUUUGCAAUGGUACAAGAGUUUAGCCUGACUUGAACAAGAUCUUUUGAUGUCACUCCAUGUUCGUGGUAUUUCAGUUGAAUCUGGUCACCAAAGUAACCGAUUUUUAAAUGCAAGUGCUCGUUCUCGCUUAUAAUCUAUUCAUAAAUAUAUUUACUAUCAUAUAUUCGGUUAGUCGAAGCCAAAUUUUGUUGGUUUCCUAUAUCACUAUUUUUUUGUCUGCCUUCCACUGCAAUGAGGCUUCACUUGCUUAAAUAGAUAAAGUGGAGAUCACCUCCAAGCAAGUUUAUCUCUCUGCAUUUUAGAUCGCAGUGACUUGAGAAUAGCUUUGAAAAAUGGGCUUCAAUUAUACUAUUCCUUGCAACCUGUUUCCUUAAACUCUCCCGUAAUCUGCUGAAGCUAAACCAGAUAAGAGAGCUGUGAGUCAGUAAAUGGAGAAAGCACAUGCUAUAUUGUGCUUUAUGUUUCAUUUCGUUUGAUCCAAUGAUUGAGCAGAUCCAUUUGCUCAUCCCCAUAUGCGAGCAAUAACAUAUAGAUAGUUAUAUUUCUGAAAUUACAGCUCAAAAUUUGAUUGUUCAUCAGCGCAGAUCCAUUUUCUCAUCUCCAUAUCUUUUGCAGUACUUUAUUGUUAAUUUUUUGUUUAUAUGUUUUUUGGAUUGUUUUUUCGUUCCUUGGUGUUAUGUCGAGUCUUCACUUUUUCACUUUUUCUUUCUGAUGAUUCUACUAUUGUAUUUCGAUGUUUUGAAAUUAAGAAAUUCAUCACACCGUAUUUUUAUAUUUAAACGUGUGAAGGUGACAUUCCUAGGUGUAAAUAAGUGCCGACCUUUUUUCAAUUUGUGAUUUGAUUGUUUCCACUUACUUUUUCUGUUAAACUUGAAGUCAUGAUACGGAUUAGCUAUUAUUUUUUUGUUGUAUUUAGCCUCAUAUAAAUUUUGGACAUUUUUUCAGUUGUGCAUGAAGUAAAUGGACUUUUAUCCUCAUUCCAUGUCAACCCCGUAUUAUUUUUCGUAGAGAAUGGUUGCUGCUAUGUAACUUCAUUCUUUCUCUUAUCUUGUUGUUUAUUGUUAGGUGUAUUUUUAAACUGUCAACAUUUUAUCUGGUAUGUGGAUCUUUACGUGUUAUCACUAUAUGUGGUGAAUCCACCUGUGCAAAGACCCAUUAUUAAAUCCACAACUACAACUGCUUCAAGCAUUGAUUUAUGUCACAUUUGACUACCGUUUCGUUUCAGAAAGGCGAAUAUAUAAUUCCUCACUCCAGUGAUGUUCUCGAAAAUAAAAUUUAUGUUUACUCCCCUAGACUGGAAGCAAGCUACAAAUCCUCCGUGGGAAAAGAAAUUCUCCUAGUCGACUUGGGCAGCCUUGACUACAUCUUGGAACCUUGGGAUUUUCUCUUGUUCCUUCUUAUUUCGACAAAUUUUCCCUUGGAAGUACUUGAGGUUAAUGGAUUGAAAGCAAACUACCAUUUUGAGAAAUGAUAUCAAAAUUAGGUAAGCUUUUAUGGGCUGCUCUCACAUGAAAUAGUGCAUUUUUUGUAGUCGCAACACUCAGAUUAAUUUCGUAUAUCACAUUCUAUACCUUGUAUCCUCAAAGACCUUGACUAAAUCUUAUUCUAAAAUAGCCCUUUUCUGACGGUCCAGAAUAUUUUGUUCUCCUCGGCAGAUGUGGUCUUUUUUUGGCAAUAAGCCUGGGGAACCACCCAGUUCGUGCAUCUAUUAGGGCUUCAUGAUCAUUUGAGUUCCCAUCCUUAGCAGACUGAACCUAGUGAAUUGUCCUUCUAGGUUCUGUUUAUCUAUAUAUAAAUCUGUUUAAACUGAUCUCCUUGUAUCUUCUCGGAUCUCAAAGGAGACUGACAAGGAAUAUUUAUUAUUCCAAAGAUAAAAGCUUGAUGUUCAGAGAACUCCCUGAGUGUUUCUCUUUAACAGUGAAUCUCUUUCCCUAAGUCUCCAUAAUAGGAUAGGCUUUGUUGAAUAUCCAGCUCAGACUGCCAACUCAAUCCUCUGUUGUGCUACUGCAUGCUGUCUAACGAAUAAAUUCUUACUGCGUCUAUUAUUUUAAUCAUGGUACUACGCGGUAUACAAAUAGAUAGACCAUUGGUUGCCAAGCUGGAGGCUACUUUUCGCCUACCUUCUACCAGCAGAGGGAACCUCUAUGGUCUAUCCCACUAGCUUCUUCCUAAUCUUGCAGUCUAACGUUGCCUUCCGCUGGUUUUAGCCCCAGGGAUUAUUUCGCUUUCCUAGAGGAUCCUAAUAAGUUCAUCGUGAAAAGGGAAAGUAACAAUCUUUGUACGAGCUAUAUUCAAUGUUUCUUCAAUCUUGACAAAUCUCUCUGGCACGAAUACUACUUUAAUCUUCUUCUCCAGACAAAGAAGACGCAACUUUUUAACUCGUGUACCAUUUGAUCCUGGCCCAUAAAAUAGACUUGCACUUGGGAUUUUGGUAUUAUUCUGGAGAAAAAACCUGCAUUGGAAGGUGUUUCCGACUCCUAGGGUUCACUUGGUCUGUGAUCAGGGUGCUCUGUUAUAAUACUAUAUUUUUUAGCUACUAUCACGAUGCUUGUAAUUAAAUACCGCAAUAUUGUACCCAACAAAGACACCACACUGUAUUGAUGAUUUAACUACUAUAGUUUCUAAAUAAUUGUGUUUAGAAAUGGUCAUCCCAAGUAUGUGACAACUGCUUACUCAACGUAUGCUGGAACGUAGACACGAUUUUUUUAUUUAUAAAAAGAUGCUUUAAGUUUGAGUACUGCCAGGAUCUUUUGAAUAAGCACUGGACUUUUCUGAUGUCUCUGAGCUGAAAAAUUGGUGGUUGGUGUCAUUGAUCAAUGCUGUUCCUUGCAGCCCUCUCAUUCGUAUCAUAGGAGAUAGAUUCCCUUGGCAAGUGAAAGAGGCCAUUCUAUCAACCCUAUCCAUCAUCAUCAGCAAGGGUGGAAUAGCGCUGAAACCUUUUCUUCCGCAGCUUCAAACCACAUUCAUUAAAUGCCUUCAGGAUAAUGCAAGGUUCUCUCACCUGUCGGUUACCUCUCAGUCUCCAUUUCGCAGCGUUUGUUUUUUCUCAGUUUUGCUAAUUUUUUAGCUUGUAGGUCGGUUCGAUCAAGUUCAGCACUUGCUCUUGCAAAGCUUAGCGCUCUAAGUACCCGGAUUGACCCGUUGGUCACAGACCUCUUAUCUGCUUUGCAGGUAACUCUUCUGAACAUGCCACAUGGUCAAACGCAUUUUUCCAAAUCUAUCAAUAAAUUCUGAGCGUGAAUGGUGUUCAGGCAUCUGAAGUUGGGGUCCAAGGCGCUGUAUUGGUAGCCCUUAAAGGUGUUAUCAGGCAUGCUGGAAAGAGCGUCAGCAACAGUGUCAAAUCCCGCGCAUGCAGCCUCGUCAAGGAUUUCAUACAACUAGAUGAUGAAGAGCUGCGCAGCUCUGCUGCCAAGGCCCUGGGGGCCAUUUCUAAAGUAUUAUUUAAAUUCAUUUUUUUUUGUUACUAUACCUUUCAAUGAUCUGCAGAAGACCAGUUCUAAAAUAGCAGAGAGAUUCAACCUGUUUUCAUUCUAUUUUUCCCUUUUAGUACUUGGAAGAUCACGAAGUAUCGGACAUGAUGGAAACACUAUCAAGCCUCAGUUCAUCUCCAAACUGGUCGGCCAGGCAUGGUUCUAUGCUCACUCUCGCAUCCAUGUCUUUGAACAACGCGUCGAUGAUGUGCCUGUCAGCCACAUUUCCAUCAGUCAUCAGUCGCCUUAAAGCGGCCUUGAAGGAUGACAAGGUAUGGCGGGGAGACCCACAUCGGCGAAACUACCAUCUUUUUUGUGCAUUAUCUCAUUGAUUGUGGGUUUAUAAGAUGUAAUUCUCGGUGAUCGUCUUGCAGUUUCCCAUUCGAGAAGCUGCCACAAGAGCAUUGGGGAGCCUCCUGCUGCACCUCGUGCAGAAUGAGAGAUCUGCAUCCGUCGCCUCGGAGCUCAUUCAGCUUCUCUCAUCGGCAAUGCAGGAUGAAUCAAGCGAAGUCAGAAGGAGAGCGCUGUCUUGUUUGAAAGGAAUCGCCAAGGUCUGCGCCCUGAUUCCGCUCUAAUUGCCGUUGAGAUCAUUCGGCGGCUGACUCAAGAACACGAUCUCGGUUGACUGGUGAUUGGAAUUGGCAGGUCAAUCCUUCAGCCGUCUUGAACAACCUUACCAUUCUAGGACCACCGCUCGCAGAAUCCUUGAAAGAUGGGAACACCCCUGUUCGCCUUGCAGCUGAGCGCUGUGCCCUGCAUGCCUUCCAACUAGCCAAAGGUACUAAAAAGCUGUCGAACAUUAUUUUACAUAUGAUUGUUUAUUAUCUGCGGUCUAUAAAGAAAAUAAGAUAUUUUUUACUUCACAAACAAAAAAAAGAGGUUUUUGAUGAAAAACCCAGAUGGGCGACUAGUGUCACUAGGGUUCUUACACCUCCGUUGACCAAUGUGGCAGGUUCAGAGAGGAUCCAUGCUGCCCAGAAAUACAUCACUGGCUUGGAGGCCAGGAGGCUGUCGAAGCUCCCUGAAAACAGGUAUCUUUCCGCAUUCGAUUUCAUCUCGGAUGGAAAAAAAAAGGGCGAAAAUAAAAUAAAAUAGGCGGCUGAUUUGACCAGCUCUUGAGCUCUGCCCAGCUCGGGACUUUUGCCCAACCUAGGACACGAUUUGACCAAUAAUCUUCUCACCCUUUUCCUGCAGCGACGACAGCGACGACAGCGAGGAUGAGAAAAUAGGCGGCUGA